Molecule: messenger RNA, 483 nt
Organism: Aphanomyces astaci
Lineage: Eukaryota; Oomycota; Saprolegniomycetes; Saprolegniales; Verrucalvaceae
Exons: 3
Coding region: 1-483 (160 amino acids)
Source: RefSeq, a predicted model, not a curated record
AUGAACGACGAUGAAGUCACGCUUGAGCUAGACUUUGAUCACGAUGCCCUAGCCAAGACGCCCAAGUGCACACCUUUGUGGGACGAUGAUGGCGUUGCUGCUUUGUUUCGGUUGCGGUACAAGUUUCAGCUGUCUGCGCGGUUUUACUCGAAGAACAACGCCAACAAGAAGACUGCUUACGUGAUGCUGGCUGCCGAGCUAAGCGUGGCCACGGAGAAGGAAUACUCUGUCGCUCAAGUGCAAGACAAGUCGCAAGAAAAAAAAACCAACCCAUCCAAGUCAAAGAGCCACAGCGAGGCGUUGGAGGCCGUAUUUAUGGUCAUUAAGGAUGGUUUGAUUCAUUUGGGGUCAUCACUCUCAGCGGCGCCAAAUCCACAGCCCACCCCGCCAACAGGGGCAACAUUGGACGAUGUAUUGCAAGCCAUUCAGUCUCAGACGAUUGCUCAACUCGUUGCGCAUUUAAACGCACAAAAGGAAAAGUAA